CCACGCUCCCGAGCUGGGUCUGCGUGGGCGCCGGCGGUGCGCACCUGGGUGGGGGGCUCGGGCUCCUGGAGCGACCUGAGCGCCCCCCGCACAGACGGGGAGGCUCAGAAACGAGGCUUGCUCACGGCCGCCCAGUGCUUGGCUGACGCUCCGCAUUUGGGGUUGGCGCUUGGGCUUUAAGGUCGCCGGCGCCUAGCGGGAGUCGGGCCAGGGAAGCCUGGCCGGCCAUCCGGCCAGGUGAGCAUCCUACGCAGGAUCUCAUUUAUCCUUGGCACAGCUGUUCUCCUUCGGUGCUACGUACUCCGGGUGAGACCAGGCUCCUCCCGCGUCCAAGUUCCGGUGGCUGCCUUCCGGCCUCCGCCCGCGCUCCUUCGUCAGGGGGCUUAGGCGUGCCGGUCGUGACGGGAGGGCUCUCGUUCCCCAAAUGGAGAGCUGCUGUCUUCGUUCCUGGGUGAGGCGUGAGGAGAAAUGGCUUAGCGAAUUCUUCCUCUCAGAACCACCGCCUGGAAACAGCGCCCAUCGGAGAUGGCUAUAACCGAGUACGCAAGGUGUCUGACAUGCUGCCCAAACUUGACAUUUCUGGGCUUCAUUCCACUCCUGAAUGAGCAAACAAAACCCUUUAAUCACGCCAAAGUCUAUUGACAUCGAGCUGGUAAACUUAGGGAAGGAUUAAUAGGUCGGGAUGUGAUGCUACCUUGAGUUUAGCAAUGAGCGUCAUGCGGAAGGAGAGAGGGACCAGCAAAGGGAAGGAUGUUGAGAGAACACUAGAAACCUUACCCAUUCAUGAUUCUUCCUGGGCUGCUCGCUCUUUUUUCCCUAAGAGCAUCCUUGCAUAAUGGUUUCCCUCCCUGGGCUGUCCCCUUAUCUUUUCUCUUGUAGUAGUUUCUUCUAGAAGUCUCUUCUAGAACAACUCACAGUUACCGCCUUGAUCCUUAAAUAUUAUGUCCAUUUUUACUAUCUUCUUCCUAGUACCCACCACCAGCCCUUAGAAUCCGCUUAGACCCCAUCCCCAGCACACAGGACCCUUUUACACCAAGCCUUUUUUCUCCCUUGCAUCUGAUGUUUCUCUCUUCUCAGCCUUCCUCUACUAAGGGGAUGGGCUUCUUGCCUCUUGUCCUGAGAUGGGCUUUCAUGUUGUUUCAGGGACCCAUGCUGUUUGAGAAUCUGGCUGUGUAUUUUUCACAAGAGAAGUGUGUGAGUCUGUACCCUGCCCGGUCCUUCAGCAGAGACAUCACACAGGAGUGUUUUGAGGAUAUGGCCUUGAUGGAUAAGGCCGUUUUUCCUGCAUUCUGGAACUUUACCAGUCUUGAGACUCUGGCGUUUGAAGAGCUUGCCCUAGAAAAGUACCCCAUUGCCGUGCCCCUUGUUUGCUGCCCAGAAGCCUCCUCUGAGAAUUGGGCUGGAAACCCUGAGAGGAAAGCAUCAGAUGGGACUCCGCUGGCAGGAAGGGUUCAUAAGCCUUUAGUUACCGUAGAAAAUGAGGCCCCAUUCAUAGAACUGUUGCGCUGUUUAGGAGCCACAGCACUUUGUGAAAUUCUUGAGUUUCCUGGGGAAGAAGCCAUAAAUUCAUACAAGUGUCCUGACUGUGACCAAAGCUUCAGUGAUAAUUCACACCUUGUUUUGCACCAGAAAACGCAUUCAGGAGACAAUAAGUAUAAAUGUAGUGACUGUGCGAAGAUUUUUAAUCACAGAACCAACCUGAGGACACACAGGGGAAUCCAUACCGGCGGGAAGCCUUCUAAGUGCACAGCGUGCAGCAGCAGCGGCCUCUGCCAGCCCUCCCGCCUGUCUCGGCACAUGAAUGUCCACGUAAAGGAGAACCCGCCAUGUGGCAUAUGUGGGACAGGUUUUAUGUGGCUCCCAGGAUUGGCACAGCAUCAGAAAACCCACACUGCCAAAAAAGCCUACGAAUGUACUAACUGUGUUAAAUAUUUUAGUCAGAAAACAAAUCUUGUUUUGCGUGAGAAAACACACACUUCGGCUACCUAGUACUAAAACAGUCAGUGCGUGAAAUGUCCUGGGCAACCCUCACGCCUCGCCCUCCCCAAGAAGGGCCAUGAGAAUGACUCUGAAUGCUGCAGCAACUGUGGGAAAAGCUGCUUGUUCUCAAAAUUCAAACCCUUAAAAUGUCCUAAGUGAGCCAUGACCUUCCUUUGUAUCUCUGAACUUAUUUCCCAUCAGAGCAUUCAUAGAGGGGAGAAGCCCCAUAAGUGCAAAGCGCGUGCAAAAAGUUUUAUUUUGGACUCACAGCUUGCAUGUCACCAGAAGAGCUGCGCAGGGGAGGAACCACGUAAACAUACUGUGUGUGGGAAAAGUUUCUGGCUGAAUAUGCAUCUCAUUAAUCAUCAGUGAACCCAUAUGAAAAAUGCCAAGUAAAUAUAGUAAGUUUUCAUUAAUGCUUCUGUUUUUCAGUAUCUGCACUGAAAAUUGGGUAACAAUUACCAUUUACAUUACCAGGCACUUUACAUACAUUCUAUGCAAUAUACCACUUAAUUUUCAUCCCAAUCUUUAUUUAGGUGGUAUGAUUUCUAUUUUAUAAUGGAUGAAGCAUAGUCAAUGGCACAGCUAGUGAAUGAAGCCAGGAUUCUAACCCAGUAACUCAAUUACUGUUGAAAAUCCAUUUGUAUGUGCCAAUGAUACAGACCUUAAAAGUUCAGUUUUGGUUAAAAUGAAGGUUAUUGCUAGAGUUCUUUUAAUUUUGUUUACAUGGUUUCUCAGUUUAGAAGGAGGAGAAUUUAUUUAUUGUCAGUUCUGUAGAUAUAGUAUCUAGGACAGUAAAUACUUUUACAUGUGUUUUACACUUUGUUUUUUGCUAUACUUAUCUGAAUGUAACAUUGGUAUGAGAUUAUUUUACACGUGAGUUUCUGGAGGGGUUUAGAAGCCUUUUUUCAGUGUGUGAAAAGUUCUCAAAUGGGUGGACUAGUUGGUGUCAUGGUGGUUAUUAGUUAUUAGUACCUGUGGAGCCCAUUCUCAGUUCUGAUGCCACUGGCCUUUGUGAUUCAAGUGUUUGCAAGGAUUUUGGCAAUCUGACUAUAGCUCUUUCUUGUGCCUGGACUUGUUUAAGGGAAAGAUACUUGCUCCUCUCUAAGAGGAUUUACUUCCAAUUCCCCACCAAAGGAUUGCCUUGCUAUGAAUUAUAGUAACUAUUUAGUGAGCAUGCUAGAUACUUUAGACAUAUUACCUAAUUUAAUCUUCAGAAUAAAUCUGUGACAGAGAAAGAACUAUACUCAUAUCUUAAAUGAGAAAACUGAAUCCCAGAGAGAAUAACGUCAGUACCUUGCACAAGACACAAAAAUAGCAAUGCACUAAAGGCUGUGUCUGAGCUUAGGUCUCUGAUGCCAAAGGCUGUGCAUUCUUCAACACUGAGUUAUGUGUUGGCAUUCAAACUAUGUGUUAGGACUGCAAGCAGCCAGGGAGACUGAGAGGUGGGUGAGGAUGGUCCUCGUGGAGGCUACCUUGUGGAGGCACAUUCUAGAGCCCCUUUGCCCUCUCUUUGCUUUACCCCAAGCCUAACUUACGUGUAUGGUUAUGAAAAGCCACAGGAAGACUCCCAGGACUUCAAGAUCAAACUCCUAUCCUUCUGACCAGUCCAGAGAUGGCAAGCUCAACAAAGUACUGUCUUUACAGUUUUAGUUGGGUUUUGGUUAAAAAAUUUUUUUCCUCCUCAUUUCCAAAGAAAAGUACAUAUAGAAAAUUGUUAUAGAGCUUAACCAAAAUACUUGACAAUAUAUAGGUCUUUAGAUACUGCUGUUACAUGUAUAUAUUGGAGCAAAAUAUUGUUCAGUGGAAUGGUUAUUAAUGUUAAAAAGAACUAGGGAAUCUUGUAAAUAUAUUCAUAUAGAAUUUCUCUUUAAAGCAAAAUCAAUUGUGUACUUAGCAGAAUGUGUUUAAAAUGGACUUUUGAUUGGGAUGUGAGGAUGGUCUUACUCUGUUUACAUAAUAUAAAAGUACAGCACUUAGUGAAGUUGACUUAUCACUGGGAAACUUCAUAGCUAGAAUAGGGCUGUUUAGGAAUAACUGGAUGGAAAGUAGUACCUGGAAGAUGUGGUCUUUUUACAGACCAGCAGACCAAAAACAAUGUACAGAAAGAUACUGGCCUCUGCUCUAAGCUCUUAACACUAGAAGCGGGAAGAUGCUGUCCAUGAGAAAAAUGGAAACCAGCAGUCCUAAUGCAGCUUGCCCACUCCUUUCCCCCUUUUUGUGUUUCUUGUUUCUUAUUUGCAGACUCACAGUUGAGACCCUGUGCUCUGUAUGUCAACAUCACACUUGGCUCUUUGUUUCUGAUGUCUCACUCUUAGGGCACAGGACAGCAGUCUGCUGGGGCUUCAGGAUCUUAAAUAGAAGUGAAGUCUUCUGUAGGUUUUUCUUUAGUAAGUCUCUGUCUGAGGUGCUUAGAAUUGUGUUGGAAGAUGCGUUCCAGUUUUCUUAUCAGCCACCUCUGGGAUACAAAGAUCUUUGCCAAAUAUCAAAAGCUCUCCUGCUUCUGUCUCGCUCCGAGCAGCUGGCAUGGUGCCCCAUCAGCACAUAUUAGGGGCUUUUAUUUUUCAGGUGACUGAAGAGUUGCAGGAUGGGAGUGAAACUGGGAAAGAGGCCCUGCCAGCAGUGUUGCUGCAGGAGGAAGUGGGGAAGGCUACCUUAGUAGGCGCUUGGACAGAACGGGGCUUACAUAAAGGAUGGAAACUGGCGUCCUUUCCUGUGCUCCUGAGAAAGUGUCGGGGGAGGUGAGAAUUUAUGCCAUAAAUGCUGUUCCACACCUAGCUGUGGAAAGUCCCCUUUCCAGAUGAGGCUUCCUUCACAAUUCAGGUCUUACAUUUUUCUUUAUUUUCCAGAUUUUAGAGGACAAUGUCAAGCUUCCAUAAAGUAUUUUAAAGAAUGGCACUUUCAUAAAAACAAUGUACAUGCGUAUAAUGCGUACAUGCCUUUUUGAUGUAAUACUAUCAAUGACUGGUAUACAGAAAAAAUUAAAAAAUUAAACACAAACCCUAAGGGUCAAUUACUAUGAAAUAGGCAUAUUUUCUGUUGUUGCCUUACUGUACACUUGCACCUAACACACUGGCUGGAUGUAAUUCAGGCUGCUCUGAGCCCAAGGAGUUGAAAGAAGAGUGUCUGCCAGUCUGCCAGUGAGGUCCAGGCUGUUUUACAAUGGCUUUUCCACCCUCAUAUUUACAGUGUCAGCUGAUGGAGACAGAGUCCACAAAUUGUCAUUAACUCACAGAUACUGCUAGCCUACCAUGUCAGUAUUAACAAAUAUUGGAUAAAAGUUAAUAUAGGGAUGAAAAACAAAAUGCAGGGAAUUUAUUGCUAGGAAUGGUUGGUUCACUACCUUUUGCAGCAUGGAUGUUGACCCACUAUGAAGCAUGAAAAGUGUACUGAAGAAAUCGACUAGAACUUCUUGUUUUUUGUUGCUGAUGCAGUGAUGAAAAUAUGUAUCAACUAAGUCCUUAAUGUGAUUGCUGGAAGGUCGAUCAUUGAUAAAUAGAGCAUUAUUUCAAUAGAGCUCAGAUGUCAACAGUUUACAUUUUAUAAUCAAAGAAAUUAUGGAAAUUAGUACAAUUCAAAGAAGUUGUACUCAAAAGUAGUUUGGUUUAGAGCUUCGUUGCAAUAGAGAGUCUAUUCCCAUCUCCUCCCAUCUAACACAGAAAAUACGUAACCCAGUAAUUCAGGGAGUUAAAUAGUGACAUUUCACAAUAAAUGCAUUUUGAGUCUUUGACUCCUGAGAUUCCACAUAACUAAGUGGCAUUGCUCUGAUGACUACAGCAUGUCAUACAGUCUGAUACCACAGAUUUUGCCCAAAGUAAUCUGCCAAUUUACUGCACGUGUGUACAAAGCCAGUUAUGGUUUAUCUCGCUGUUUGUUAAACUUGUUAUCCCUAUAGGAUUUCAAUAGUAAAGUUUUUGCUUUGACCAUUGUUUAAAAAUAACUAAAUGAUGUUCAUUAGAAGUAUGACUAUUCAUCUGUUUCAGUUGUGUAGAUCGAGAGGGCUACUGAUACCAAGAUGACCAUUACCGUCUUGGCCCAUCUUGACUACAGGUGUUUUGUCUUUUAUUCUUUGACAACCCUCCUUGCAUUAAUAGUCUGGGGAGGAUGAGGAGAUGACAUAAAUACACAUUUAUAUAAACCUUAGAGUAUGCUGCAAUCUCUAGUUCCUCUGGAUACCUCACUAGCAUUUUUAUUGUGUGUGCUUGUAGUCUGUUGAAUGUUUUGAUUUUACUAUUCUUGGUGUAUUCUCAUUCUUAGCUCUAGAUUGCAAGUAGGCAGUGAAUGUCUAUCUGAUGUGCAAUUUGCCAUCGAAUAAACGCUUUUUUAUAAUGAUGGCAAUGAGGUAAACUUUUUUUUUCACACUUUAGUGGUCUGAGGUGGCCGUGGUUGGAAGAGGGUGAGUCAAGGACGAAGGGGCAUUUUACGGGCGGUAAAUCGUUUGCUCCCUGGAACUCAGAGGGCGCUCCCAGCGGACGUCGACUUCGUUUCCGGUCGGCGGUGCCGGGCCAGGUGCCUCCGGGCGCGCAGGGCAGCACGGGGAAGGGAAAGGGCAGGGAUCCCACAAGCCUUUGCACGGCUUCCGAGAGCCCGGGCCGCCCAUGCUCUUCGCGAGCGCUCAGGCCGCCGGGAAAGCCAACGAGGUGAGACGCGCUAGAAGGGCCCGCGGGCUGGGAACCGGAAGUUGCGCGAUCACUUCCGGGGGUGCUUUUCCGCACUCCUACGCAGCUCUGCGGCAGUGGGUGGGCCGCCGCCUCCGCCACCCACCCACGGGCGGCGCCGCCGAAACCGGGGGAGGAGAAGGGAGCGAGAGUGUUUUCCAAGCCGCUCCUCAGGCCUCGCCGGUGGCCGUCGCGGGCAUCCAGAAUCUCGGCCCUGGACUGUAGGCACUGACAGCGCUACCUCGCCGGCCCUAACCCCGUUUUAGCGAUGCGGAGCUACGGGCCCGUCCUGCCUGUGUGUCUCUGGCUUGCUGAAAGGGAUGCUUUAUGCGUCGCACUUGCCCUGGGUAGAGUAUCUUCUCUGUAGACCCGGCACAGUCUCCUCGUCGGAUUUCUGCUUGCGCCGAAGCCGAACUCUUAACAGGCUUCUGGUUCCUUGGAGUAUAUCCUGAGCCCACCUGAGUACACGGCCCCCAGCUGCGCUUAGCUACUUCCAUGAAUACAAAGCCCUCACUUUCUAGCUCAGAUGCCUUUUCCCUGCACUCUACAUCUCUGUAUUCAGGAGGUCUUCCUUUGGAUGUCUCUGAGGCACCAAAAACAUGACCAAAACCAAACUCGUGCUUUUAGCCCCUAAUUUUGCCUCCAGUAUGUGGCGCCACAUCCACACAAUUCUUCAUGUUACGCACACACUCUCCUUCCUGCUGAACACACACUCAAGUCCUGUUGAUGAUUAUACGCACAAAAUACCUCUCAAACCUGACUGCUUUCUCUCCACUCAUAUCCAACAGUACUUGCCUGGAUUGACUGACGCAGCCCCCAAACCUCUCACGUCACUCUUUUCUUCUGCCAGCACAUCUGAUUUUGUCACCAUCCAACUUUGACAUCUUCCACUGGCUUCCUAUUGUCCUUAGGAUAAUGUCCCAAAUUUUCAAUGUGACCUUAUUGUUACUUCCCUGCCAGCUCUCAAUUCCAGCUGCUCUUUUCUUUCUUCUACCUCCAACGGCAUUGACUUUCUUUCAGUUCAUCAAAUAGAACAAGCUCUUCACUUCCUUUUACCUGGAACAUCGUCUCCAUCCUUACCUCCUUUAUUUUAUCCUCCUCAGAGCACUUGCAUGCUUGUAAUUGAAUAGUAAUUAUGUAACUAGAGGUUUAAUGUCUCUGUAGGGCCAAGGGUCAGGCACAUGGUAAGUGCUUAAAAUUAUACAAUGAAUGAAAUUUCUAUGGUUUUGUCACUUUUAUACUGUUGGAUAAUUUUUGUUCCAGUGAUGAAAAUAUGUAUCAACUAAGUCCUUAAUGUGAUUGCUGGGAGGUCGAUCAUUGAUAAAUAGAGCAUUAUUCCAAAAGAAGUCAGAUGUCAACAGUUUACAUUUUAUAAUCAAAGACAUUGUGGAAAUUAGUACAAUUCAAAGGAGCUGUACUCAAAAGUAGUUUGGUUUAGAGCUUCGUUGCAACAGAGAGAGUCUAUUCCCAUCUCCUCCCAUCUAACACAGAAAAUACCUAAUUUUGGAUAGAAGACUGACUGGAAGAAAGGGAAUAGGCCCUGGUACUAUUGUUGCAAGUAGGCAGGAGGUGUAACAGUGGCUAAGAGAAGCUGUAAGGAAUUAUCAAAAAGCCUAAGACAGUUCUCUGGAUAAAAAUGUUAUGAUACUCUAUAGGCUUUAAAGGAAUAAUUUAGUGAAGAUGCAUACUUGCCACAAGCCAUGUUUGAAAGAAGUGAGGUAAAUGUGAUAUUUGUAUUUCAAAUAGAAUUGUGCUGAGUUAAUACAACAGAGAAGUAAAUGUAACAAUUUGAGUCCACGUGUUACUGCCUUGACCUUUCUGGGAGUAAGUUUCAGUGAUGAAAGUAGCUCACAUUGCUGGGCUAGGGGAUACCUGGCCCAAUAACAUCAUUACCUGUGCUGUUCCCUCCUAGAAGGUCCCCUCAAUGGGGGAAGGGCAAGCACUCAGGAGGGGCUGAAUGGUGCCACACUUGAAGGCUAGGCAGCCCAGGAAGUUCCAAGAAGGGGAACUGCUGACACCAUGAAGAUCAUGGAUCAAAAGGGACUUGGUUAGCAGGUCCAUAUUCCUGGUUAACUUCACUUGACUGAUUGGGCCCAUGAGCCUGUCCCUGACCCAACCACUAUGGCCAGGAGGAUGGAGUAGGCUGGCCAGAGCUGUUCUCAUGUGUUCUGCUGGAGCAGUGGUAGGGAUCAGCCCCACCAAAAUCACAUGGAUGAAGUAGAGAAGCAGUGACUCUCUGAGGGAUACUUAGGGUACUGUAAGAAGAUAGGAUGGGUGCUGGGGUCAAAAGUUAGCAGGUAAGUCAGAGAAUCAGGUAAUAAGUGAUGAAAAUGGAUAACACUAAUCAAGAUGUCACAUUCCUGGCACUCCCAUGCUAGGCACUUUUCCUGGAUUAGUUCACCAUUAUCGCAUUUCACACAUGCAGAAAAUGGCUUGAAUGUAGGAUUAUAAGACAUAGAAGGAGACAGAAUGGAAGUAUAAAGUGCAUGGUAGAAGAUGUGCUGCUCCAUAUUGCUCAGCUUUCUCUGAGCUAGGCAAACUCCAGAAAAUGACUGGGUCUCAGUCUCCACAAAUGCCAAAGGAAUAACUGUGAACUCUACCUCAAAGUGUGUAAGGGUCAAGGGAGAUGGGCAAAUCUAUAAGGAAUCAUUUCUUGCUGUAGAGUGACUGGCCUGGCAGGAGAAAGCUGGGGGCCCUGACCUUCCCAUCUCAAGUAGAGCCUUCCCUAGUAACUUCCCAUCUCGUGAUUCCUGUUUAUGUUUUUUCCUUAGUAGUUAUGAUUGCAGUUUUACAUUUGUGUAAUUGUCAUGUCUGUUUCCUCCUCUAGACUAGGCUUUCUAAGACAGCAUGCACAUCAUCUGGGUUCACCAUAGUACACGCUGCACCUCACGAUGCAACCCCCUGCGAUAUCAGUGAAUACUUGUCACAAGAAUAAACGAGCUUAAUGAAUGAGACUCUAGGAUAGACUUCCUGCAUGCGUUGUUACUCAGAGCGCUCCGCGGGCCCACGCGCUCUUCACGCGGUCAGCUGCUGACGGACAAGGGGGUGACGAGACUUCCGGGGCGGGGGCGCCACCCGGCCCAAUCAGAGGGGAUUGGACGGUACUUCCGGCAGAGGCCCCGCCCCCCGCCCUCGGCCUCUGUACCCGCUGUAACUUCCCAUCUCGAGGCUCCACCUCGGCGGUUCUGCACCGAGCUGGCGAUGCCGGAGGGGUCUGACCUCGUCGGGUGUUGUCAAGACGACUCUGGGGAAUCCCAGAGAAACGAGCGCGUGGGGCCCCGGGGCACCACUUCCAUCCGCCGAGCGAGUGCCAAGCCCAGCUCCUCGGCCGGGUCGGGGCGCCCUGGUGCGGCACCGGGCUAGGAAGACGGGGCCAGAAUUUCGACGUCACCUGCCUUGUGGGGCUAACUGCAGCCACAGCAGCAUUUGGGAACAAGCCCUGAGAUGGCAGACAGGAGGCUAUUGGGACAGAAAGAGCCUGUAGUAGGGGUCGUGGGAAUGAGGACAGGGUGGCUUCCGCACAGAUUUAGGGCGCAGAAGUAACGAUCUGGUUGGGUGAGAGAGCAGCGAGUCAAAGAUGGCUUGGAAAUUUCUGGGUUGGGUGACCUGAUGGCUGGUAGACUUGUGGGAGGUAUCUCUUGCCUCCUCAUGAGUUUACAGUUUUUCUGAACUUUCCAGGAAGAGGUAUUAGUCACAAGUGAGUGUGACACCGCGGCUCUAAGUGCUGCAGGGAUGGGAUGCGUUACGCUAUGAUUUCACCUGGCGAGGAAGGUUAGGGAGCCGGUUUACUUCUGAGGAGAGCAGAGAGCUAAACAAGGACUUGAGACCUCUGGAAAGGGCACCAGGUAGUGGGCUGACGUCUCUGAUGGAGAACUUUGCAAGGGCCUUAGCUAAUGUGUCCGCUGACCCCAUGUAUAGUCAGCUUUUCCCAGUCACCUGUAUCCAGAGGAAAAGACAAAUUGGAGAACUCAGAUGCCCGCCACACCCUACAGAGACAGGGUGUGAUGUUCCCAGGUCUAGUCCCAGCUGUAUGAGGUUGUCCUCUGAGCCAUAAGAUGACUGCAAACUUGGGUGCCCUGGGCCUCCCCAGCCCCCAGAAUUGGAAAGCUGCCUGAUAACAGAUGCCACCUUGUGGGAGAGGUCCAGCCUAGAAACCCAUGAUCCUUGUCCUGGAACACUGCUGCCACUGUGUCAGACCCUCCGCCACACGGAGCUGCGCCAGGGGGGCUCCUGCCACCAGUGGGGAAUGCCAAGAUGCCUGCCAAGGAGCAGAUCCUGGGACUACUGGAGCUGUCCUGGGCUCAGCAUGAGAAAAACACAAGAGUAACCCUGAUGGAAGAUGUGCAGAGAGCCCAGUAAGCCAGGAUGCUGGUGAGAAGGGUCAGAGAAGACGGAGAGAGUGAGCACGAGAUGAGUGAUAAGCUCCUCGCCUUGGAAAAAGUAGGCCUGCGGUUGGUGGGGAGGGGAGGAACCCUGAGCACGUUACCCUCUGCUUCCUCUUACCCUGGGGCUCCUGUCUCCCUCAGGGGAAAAAGCCACAGCACUGAGCUCUGACAGUCACCUUUAUUUUGGCCCAAGCCAGAACCAAACUUUCUAGGCCUAGGCGGACAGCUCAGAGUAGAACUGAAAACCAGGCAGAAUUUUACCCGUGUUUCCAGUUACCGAUUAUCUACCCAUAAUUUUAUCUUACCUCAUUUUACCCGAUAGGGAAAUCGAGGUGGAGGCAUCUUAGCGCUCAGUAACUGGCUAGUUGCAGCACUGGAAAUGGAAGCUGGGUCUUCAGGCUCCUCGCCCUGAGCCUUUUCCACCGUCCCGAGCUGUCUCCUCGUCACGUUCUAUGGCAGCACGCUAGCUGUGUGCUCAGCUAACUCCUCGUGAAGAAGUAACUUCUUUCUCAAAAAGACGUGUCUGGCUGCACAACUUUGUGAAUGUACUGAAACCCACUGAACUGCGUACACUUAAAAGAGUGAGUUUUAUAGUGUAUGAAUUAUAUCUCAAUUUAAAAAAUAACCUUGGAAGCAAAAUGAAGUUGAAGUAUUUUAAACAGCAAUAAAAUUCAUAUUUAAAUGUAAUAUACAAAAUAACAUCAGAGACAUGAAAAGAACUUAUGCUACCGAAUUGACUGAUUUUUGUGCACGCCUGAUAGGAAAGCUGCCUUUGCCUUCUCCGCGCAAAGAAUAUCUACGAUGAGCUGUUAAGACUGUUAGCAUUUGCAAUUAUUUAUCUGUGCUAACAGUGUACAAUGAAAAUAAAGUUCAAAUAAACUGGAUCUUAAUAUAAGAAUGCAGUUCCAGAAAGGAUAAAUAAAAAUUUAAAAGACAUGUGCCCUGGUUUAGGCACUAUUUCCUCCCAGAGAAUUCAUCCUUUGCCAGGAGCAAAAAGGUGCCACACAGUUUCAAACUGCCGAGUAGAGAGUUUUCUCCUGGGCUCGGGGCACAGCUAUGGGCCAUGGGGAGGGGUGGGGGAUCUAGACAAAAGGGGAGAAGCUGCAAGUCUGCCACAGGGAGGUGCACGUCCCACUCAGCUCCUCUGCCCACCCAGGGUGAUGGAGCUGGGACCCCCACCCACCCACUGUACUGGCCUCAGGACGUCCCUUACUGCCUAGGAGCAGACUUUUCCAGAGCUCUCAUUUCUCCUUCCUGAGGGCACAUGUUUGACCUCUGGUGUGAUCUGUGACCUCCGAUUCCCCCAAAUCCUGGC
Molecule: messenger RNA, 12338 nt
Organism: Manis pentadactyla (Chinese pangolin)
Lineage: Eukaryota; Metazoa; Chordata; Mammalia; Pholidota; Manidae
Gene: ZNF597
Product: zinc finger protein 597
Biological process (GO): regulation of transcription by RNA polymerase II
Molecular function (GO): RNA polymerase II cis-regulatory region sequence-specific DNA binding; DNA-binding transcription factor activity, RNA polymerase II-specific
Source: RefSeq, a predicted model, not a curated record